UUUAAUACCGCGUUUUUAUUAAUAGUGACCGGUUUUGUAUUUAAGCAUGUUACGUUUUACUUGAUAUCAAAUGAUUCACUUGUGAAGUUGACUGACUGCACGCCACCUCUUUUAAAAGCAAAUGAAACUUAUUGAUUUGCCAAAGGAAGUACAAGGAGGAUGUCAUUCGUUGCUGUAAAGAUUCCUUUUAUUAAUGUCAAUUUCAACAAUUUUCUAAAAGAAAGACUGUUUAUGAAGGAUUACGCUCGGAUUUAAGUCUACAUCAAAGACUGCUUUGCUCUUCUCUGUCUAACCUGGAACUUCAAUAUGACUACGAUGCCGCCUUCAGAUGUAACCUUUUGUAAUUCCAGUCCUACUUAUUCCUCUGAAGCCACGGCUGCGUUUGCCACCGUGAUGACACUCAUCAUGCUCUUCACCAUCUUUGGGAACAUCCUGGUGAUCAUUGCUGUCCUGAAAUGCCGCUCUUUGCGUGGACCUCAGAACCUGUUUCUGGUGUCCCUGGCUGCGGCGGACAUCCUGGUGGCCACAUUGAUCAUCCCUUUCUCCUUGGCCAAUGAGCUGAUGGGCUGCUGGUACUUCGAGGCCUUUUGGUGUGACAUCAUCUUAGCUCUGGAUGUGUUCUUCUGCACAUCUUCCAUCAUACACCUGUGCGCCAUCAGCCUGGACCGCUACCUGUCCAUCUCCCGGCCGGUGAAGUAUGCAUCCCAACGCACCCCUUACAAGAUCAAGUGGGCCAUAUUUGUGGUGUGGCUCAUCUCUGCAGCCAUCUCUUUCCCCCCGCUGGUCUCCAUGAACAAGACCAAGCAGUCAGAGUAUGGGCCCGAGCCGCAGUGUAAACUCAAUGAGCACCGCUGGUACAUCCUGUACUCCUCCAUCGGGUCAUUCUUCGCCCCGUGCCUCAUAAUGAUCCUGGUGUACAUUCGUAUCUAUCAGAUUGCCAAGAGGCACAGUAGAUGUCCUCCAGGAGAGCCAAGGAAAGACUGCGCAGGCUGCGAUUCUCUGGGACGGGAGCUGCAGAAUGGGAAAAACCAAAGAGGAGAUAUCCCUGAAAAUGUCCCGAAUGUUCCCAGUGCGGCUGCUUCCAGAUCUGACAGCAUAAACCAGUUUCAACCACCAGGAGAGAGCGGGCAAAAGAUGUCUCACUCAAGGAGGUGCAAGGACAACGAGGACAGUUCGAGCUCUGGCUCUGAUGUUGGGGUAGUUGGGGGACAUCAUUCUAACAGGACAGCCUCUAACAUGAGGGCACUGGAGCCUGGCUACCAGACAUCCUCUCCAACCCAAACAUACCACAACUUCAUCGCAACAUCAAAGGGCAGCCAGCUGGCCUCUUCCAUCAUGAAACCAACAGGAACACUGAACGCCAGGAGGAAAACCCUGAUCGUCCGUGAGAAGCGUUUCACAUUCGUCCUUGCGGUCGUUAUUGGGGUUUUUGUCGUCUGCUGGUUCCCGUUCUUCUUUAGCUAUAGCUUGCAGGCCAUCUGUCCAAAGGCUUGUGAACUGCCAAAGCCGCUUUUUAAGUUCUUCUUCUGGAUUGGCUACUGCAACAGUGCCCUGAACCCACUCAUCUACACCAUCUUUAACAGGGACUUUCGUAAAGCCUUCAAAAAGAUUCUGUGUAAAAAGUAUAAUGACUGUUCUUUUUGAAAGCGGACAACCCAGAAAAAGUUUUAUACCAUAAAGUGACAUUUGUUUCUUCCGAUGGGGAAGCUUACAAAAACUGUCAGGGCUAAUUUCACUCCAG
Carassius auratus (goldfish) is the source of this 1741-nucleotide messenger RNA. Its product is annotated as alpha-2B adrenergic receptor-like. Gene Ontology annotation, cellular component: plasma membrane. The coding region runs from base 307 to 1644 and encodes 445 amino acids. Lineage: Eukaryota; Metazoa; Chordata; Actinopteri; Cypriniformes; Cyprinidae. Gene Ontology annotation, biological process: platelet activation; G protein-coupled receptor signaling pathway; regulation of smooth muscle contraction. The transcript has a single exon. The record is from RefSeq and is a predicted model, not a curated record. Gene Ontology annotation, molecular function: epinephrine binding; alpha2-adrenergic receptor activity.